Molecule: messenger RNA, 669 nt
Organism: Saccharomyces kudriavzevii IFO 1802
Lineage: Eukaryota; Fungi; Ascomycota; Saccharomycetes; Saccharomycetales; Saccharomycetaceae
Exons: 1
Coding region: 1-669 (222 amino acids)
Source: RefSeq, a predicted model, not a curated record
AUGUCAAAAUCAGAAAGGGUACCUACUUCCUCUUCAGUAGCCUGGUGGGCUACCGCAGCCACUUCUCGCAGGUUGAGCCAUGUGCAAUUCGGUUUGUCCGCAGUAAAUAUGGUCUCCACAAUUAUCGCAAUAUACACCUCUCAUUCUGGUGUGAAUCGGAUCCUUCGGUUAAGCUUAGCAGUCUCCAUUAUUUCUUUAAUCUACUUUUUGAUCAUGAUGUUAUUGCCCGUUUUAUUAGUAUUUUUAAUGGAGAAUAUUUUGGCUAUUCUGUGGUUUUCUGCUUUCGUGACCUUGUUCUUUAACAACGGUUCGAUAUCGUGCCCGAACAGGUUCGGCUAUCCAGAUUCUUGUGGGUUUUCCAAAGUCAUUGUUCUAAAGCAAGCCAUCGUAUUUACGCAAGCCCUCGUAUUUACGCUAUACCUUGCAACCUCGUAUGCCUCCUUUUUUACUGUUCUAUCUCAGGCUAGAGAACGUGGAUCCAGUACAAGAUCAGUCUUUGAGGCUGGUAUUAAGCUGUUGCGCAAUACUGCUCAGUACCUGGAGGAGAAUUUUGAGGAAAAUGAAGUUCUCCUGGAUAUUGAAAGUCAGGAAGAUGAAAAAACUGAAACUGAAGUCAAUGAAAGGGAUAGUCUUCAAACCGAAUCAGGAGAUGUGAAAAGUAUUCAGUAA